Messenger RNA from Bursaphelenchus okinawaensis, 3720 nucleotides. The record is from the annotation of a GenBank genome assembly. Lineage: Eukaryota; Metazoa; Nematoda; Chromadorea; Rhabditida; Aphelenchoididae.
AUGUUUCGAAAGCCCCGUAGUCGCAACGUACGUCAACGAAUAAAUCUUCAACACUCGGACGAUGAGGACGGGUCGCCAAUCAAAUCGGCCAAAUUGGAACAAGAGGUGCGCACUGACACUUUCCCCAAGGCGGGUCUGAGUUUUAAUGACUGCGAAGGUCGGUUUAUUUUUGAACCAAUCUUUGCUAAAAAAUGUCAUAUAUACGACUUUUUGAGAGGUCUUAUGUUAUUGUAGAUGGCAAUCGAGAUUAGUGUUAGAAAAAAAAAUUUGUUACUUAAAAAAUUUUUUGGUCGAAAGAAGUUGUUUCCUAAAUUUUUGGGAUCUUUUUUAACUUAAAAUGACAUUCUUAACUUUUGAAAUUCAGAAAAUAAGGCCUCAAAAAAGUUUUGUCAUUUUUUAACUAACAAGCCAAUGUAAAAUGACGACAAGACUUUUGAAAUGCCUUUCGAAUUAAUUUUUUUAAAAAUAUAUUUAACUAAAACGUCUUUGCGGCUCUUUUGUGAGCUAAAACCUCUUUUUCAACAUGUAAAUUUAAUAAAAUUGAUAAUAAAACUUCAAUUUUAGAAGAUGACACAACAGAAUUCGUAGUAAAGAAGGAUAAGGCGGCUAUAAAGACUAAGAAGUCACAUAAAUUGAGAAGAAGAGUAAAAAGCGAGGUGUCGGAGGAUGAAGAAGAUCACCAACUACAUCUAAAAACUGAAAUUCUAGAAGUUGAGGAAGAUAUCAUUGUGGAAAGGGAGGUCAAACCAAGUAAAGUUAAGGUAGGAUAAUGUUUUUUUGAAGUUGGUUUUGGAUUGGAUUUUUUGAUAUUUUGAGAAUUUGUUAUCUAAAUAUAAAGAAUGAUAACAAAUUAUAAUUUUCAGCCUGACCCAACCAGAAUCCCGGACGAAGAAUCGGACCGCUACAAAGAGUUGUCUCAAUCAACUUCAACACAGUACUCAGAUGACACCAAGAACAAAUUCUCUUCAUUAUCCACGAUUCCAGACCAAAAAACGAUUUACGAAGCCAGAAAAAGACGACAAGCUCUAAGAGAGAACCAACAAGACCAGCCAGGACCAUUAAACCUGGACCAACCUUUGAGUUUGGGCAAGGAUUCUGAUGCCAAAUCCAAAUCGAGAUUAGUGAGAGAAGAUGACGAACAUGACAUAAGUGACGACGAAGACAAAGGAAGGUUUAUAUCUUCAUCGAAUUUGUUGAUGAAUGAAGAAGAAACAAGAAGGAAUGAACAGUUGGAAGCACUAAGAAUGGAACAAGGCAGUGAUGAUGAAGAUGCGAAGUCAAACAAGAGCGAGGAUGAGGAGCUACAGAGGUGGGAACAGGAACAGAUCAAAAAGGCCGUCAGUCAGAGGAGGGUAAGUUAUUUGUUUGCUGUGUGGAGUUUUUAGUGGGGGCAGGAGAUUUGAAGGGCGGGGUAAAAAAAAAUUAGGGGGGGGGGAUGGGUGGGUAAAAUUUUUUUUGUGGGGAGAGUUUUAGGCAAAUCAAAAAUUUUUUGGCAUGGAAAAAAUUUUUUGGCAUGGUAAAAAAUUUUUGUGGCAGGGGUGGAUAAAAAAAAUUUUUGUGUAGGGGUGGGUGAAAAAAAAUUUUUUUUGGUUAGGGUUGCGUCAAAAAAUUUUUUUAAACUAUAAUUUCUAGAUAACCGAAAUGAAACACGAGUACGCAGCCAGCCGACGCUACAAUAAUCAACCUGCCACUUUGAGUGAUAUGGGUAUGGUGCUGGAAGACGAGGAUAUGGAAAUUGAUUCUGUUGGCGAAACUCAAAUGCCAGCCUUUUUCAAUACAGAUGGUACGUACAAAGUGAAUCACAGUUAUAGAAGUUUGGCUGGAAUGAUCGAACAUUUGGAAAUUGCGUAGGUUUCACUGUUGUUGUUUAAGUACAGUACACUAUUGCUUAUACUAUUUAAUGUUAUUGUUUAUCUUACUUUACCGUAAUUGUUUUUUGUUUUAUUAUUGAUGAUAAUGCUGAUACUUUUAGUCGCGGCCGUAAAAUUGAAGAUCUCAAAGCGAAACGUGAUCUGUACGAGAACAAUCAACGAAAUCUCAAAACCGACCAAAAUACAGUAUUUCAACUGGCCGAAUCGAAUGGUAAAAUGGAAAUCUACUUCAAAUUGUACCAGGAAAUGAAGUUUUUUACUGAUAAUGUGAUGGACUGUCUCAACGAUAAAAUGACUGAAAUCAACGAAAUCGACCAGUUGAUUAUGGAUCUUCAAAGGACGAGAGCUGAUGAAAUUUCAAGGCGAAGGGCGGCGGCUAGAAGGCGAGAGAAAUACAAUAGGAAUGAGGGAUGGGACAGUGAAGGAGAGGAGGAAUACGUGGCUAAUGCUUAUCAAGAAACUAUGGGUACGUGGAUGUCAUGGUUAAUAUAGUAAUGGGUAGGGUAGGUCAAGAUUAUGCUGAAUAUAGUAAUGGGUAGGGUAACUCAAGAUCAUGGUGAAUAUAGUAAUGGGGAGGGUAGGGCAAGACCAUGGUGAAUAUAGUAAUGGGUAGGGUAGGGCAAGACCAUGGUGAAUAUAGUAAUGGGUAGGGUAACUCAAGAUCAUGGUGAAUAUAGUAAUGGGGAGGGUAGGGCAAGAGCAUGGUGCGUAUAUUAAUAGAUAGGGCAGGUCAAGAUCAUGGUGAAAACAAUAAGGGGUAGGGCAAGAUCAUGGUGAAUAUAGUAAUGGAUACGGUAGGUCAAUAUCAUGGUGAAUAUAUAAUAGUAAUGGGUAGGGCAAGAGCAUGGCGAAUAUAGUAAUGGGUAGGGUAGGUCAAGAUCAUGAUGAAUAUAGUAAUGGGUAGGGUAGGGCAAGAUUAUGGUGAAUAUAGCAAUGAUAAUACAAUUCAUUUUUUCAGCCAAGCUCCUCCAACGUACAGAACUGAUCUUCGCCGACGCCUCCGCCGAGUAUCAUGAUCUCAAUCAAAUUUACAAACGAUUUAUCGACUGGCUAACGACAGAUGGACAAAGCUUUGAAAACGCCUACAUCGACGAAUGCAUACCGAAACUAAUAGGACCGUUGGUACGAAUAGAACUCUUCCAAUAUAACCCGCUUAUGCCAGGAAGCAAGAAGUUGGAAGAGAUGGAAUGGUACAAAGCAGUGCUACGACUAGGUUUCGACAACACUGAAGUUGAUGUAGAUCAUAGGAUGAUCAUUGGAUUGAUUCCUAAUAUUGUGGAGAAAAUUGUGGUUCCUAAGCUGACUAGUAAGUUUUUGGUACUAAUUUGGGGCUUAGGUUGGAGAUUUUGGGUACAGAAUUUUUGUUUGGGCUUAGUUUUGAUGAAAAAGGAGUUUUUAGGCUUAACUUUUAGUAAAAAAGGUAUUUUUAGGCUUAAUCUUUAGUGAAAAAGGCAUUUUUAGGCUUACUUUUUAGUGAAAACAGACAUUUUUAGGCUUAAUUGAGAGUAAAAAAGCAUCUUUAGGCUAUAUUAUAAUCAAUAUUUUACUCUUUUCAGAGCUCAUAACCGACCAAUACGACCCAUUAUCAUACACACAAACCCUUCGAAUAACAACUGAAAUUGACAACCUCACACGAACCUAUUCCACAUUGAAUAACAAGUCCAAAAUCUACAAAAAACUGUUAAAUGCCUUAAGGCAGAAGGCCCAAGAAGCCGUGAAUGAAGAAGGAAGAAUCCCAGAACAUCUACGACAAAUUGUUACUGAAGUCAUUCGGCCGAAACCUCAAGAAUUCGCUGAUCCAAAUGACAUUGCAGCUCUGUUGGCGGCUUCCAAAAGUGUGAUGAAGUAG